CUUCGCGAAUCUGCCAACAUUUUGCUUAGCACCACACCGCGGGCAGCCUCAAGAUGCCCCCGCGCAAGUCUGCCGGCCCCGCGGCACCACGGCUCUCCAAGCUCGCCAAGGAGCACAACGUCUCGGCGCAAGAAGAAGUCGAGAUCAAAGAGGCCUUUACACUCUUUGCCGAGCCCAUGGACGGCGAGAAGAUGGGCGUCCUCCCCAGAGCCGAUAUCAAAUCCGCCCUCAUCGCUUUAGGUAUCCCGCCGUCGUCACCGUCCGAACUAGCCGAAUUCACAGCGAUCCUCGACCCUGAUGAAGACGGCUACGCCACAUACGAGCCGUUCUUCGCCAUCUGCGCGCUCAAAUUCCACGCCCAGGACCGCGGCACGACCGCCCACGAUGCCGAGCUCGACGAGGCGUUUCGGCUGUUUACUAACGAUACCGACGGGCCCAUUACGCUGGCGCAUCUGAAGCGCGUGGCGGCUGUUCUUAAGGAGGAUGUGGAUGAGGAGGUGCUGAAGGAUAUGAUUCUCGAGGCGAAUGGCGGGUCGGGGGUGGUGCGCGGCGUCAAGAUGGACGAGUUUGACGAUGUCAUGCAGCGGGCUGGCGUGUGGCGGUGACGACUUGCUGUGAUAAUACCCCCUGUUUUUCUAUUUGCAUGUUGAUGGAGUUUGGGUCUGCCCUGUUUUGGGCUUUGGCGUUGGAUUGCUAUUUCGGAGAGGGCGUCAGGUACCGUUUCUAUGUAUGAACAGAGAGACGAGAAAAGAAAUACUGAUAAGAUUGUCGAAAAAAAAGAGGUCCAUUGAAUGUCAUAAAGUAUCUAUGUAUAUAACCUGAUGAGAAGGUUAAAUGGCCUAUAAAAAAGAAAAACACCGUACGCCUGCAUGCAACCCAAUUUUUGGUGGAACACGCGUUCCUUGCCAAAUAUAUCCCGUAUCAUCCUCGUAUUUCCCCAUAUCCAUAUAUUUCUCACACAUGUAUAACCAAAGCUGUCUGUCUACCUACGCAGUCGGCGAGGCAUCGGCCGUCUUGACGCCGCCAUCGACCAGGUGCUGCAGCUCAGGAGGCACCUUGAAGCCAGCGUGCUCCGAGUGCUUCUUGUAAAAGUAAUUGUCUGGUCGCGGACGCAGCUCGGCAGGGAUAUCAGCGAGGACACAGGCGAGCAUUCCGUCAAUGGAAGCCUGUUUCGAGGCAUCGCGGUGCCAGAUUGUAAUGAGGUGCGAGUUGAAGCGGACCGAGAGUCCCACGCCACAGAGCUGGUCGCCUAGAAAAAGAUAAAAAGAGUUAGUAAACGAACAAUUAGAAUCCGGGCGAAGUCAAUCUUCCAACCGCUCCGCAGGUCUUUUGAAUUUUCACCGAGAGCACACGUACCUUCAGCUAGCGACUCCUCGAGCUGCUCGCCAAUAGCCAGCAUCUGGACAUGCGUCCAAAAGUCAGGCCCCGACGUCUUUGGCACGCGAAACGUCCAGCUACCGCCCUUGAUGUUGCGGCGGUCCUCCCAGACAGGCUUGAAGCCCGACUUGAAGAGGUACAGCGACUCGCGCAUCUUGAUGUUGGCGACGGGCAUAUUGUUGUUGUAGCGCCAAAAGUCCUGCACAGAUUCGAUCUGGGUCCCGACCUGCUCGAGC
Messenger RNA from [Torrubiella] hemipterigena, 1613 nucleotides. The record is from the annotation of a GenBank genome assembly. NCBI's taxonomy places the organism in Eukaryota, Fungi, Ascomycota, Sordariomycetes, Hypocreales, Clavicipitaceae.